Messenger RNA from Eublepharis macularius, 3257 nucleotides. RefSeq names its product N-acetylneuraminate pyruvate lyase (gene NPL). Lineage: Eukaryota; Metazoa; Chordata; Lepidosauria; Squamata; Eublepharidae. Bases 424 to 1347 code for a protein of 307 amino acids. The transcript has 12 exons. Gene Ontology annotation, biological process: N-acetylneuraminate catabolic process. The record is from RefSeq and is a predicted model, not a curated record. Gene Ontology annotation, molecular function: N-acetylneuraminate lyase activity; 4-hydroxy-tetrahydrodipicolinate synthase activity.
AAGGAGGAUUAGCGGAGGCGGUGCUACUGAAGGGGAGGAGGCUACCGAGAGAGCGUUAAAUCUGGAUGUCAAGCGGGAGUUGCUCUGCUUUGCAGUUGCCUUCUCCUUUUCUUGCACUUGAUGCAAGAAUGGCUCUGCUGGGACUUUUACGCAACUGAUGUCCAGCGGGAGGGUUGAAAGAUUUCCGCCCUGAGCGUCGAGCGUUUGGGGAAGUUUGUUCUCAAAGCAGACUGCAGACUCUCCACCGCUAGCAGUUUUGACAUCGGGCGCGAUUUGCAAGGGCUUGACCACCAUUUACCCCAGAAACUGAUAGCGAGUGAGUUAUGCUUCUGCUGAGCAGCGAUUUAAACUUUUUGAAUCCGAACGCAUUCUUUUGCGCCAGAUUUCUCUUUAUUUUUCCCUGACUUCACACUCAACGGCUUCAUGGCACCCCAGAAGAAGCUACAAGGCUUGGUGGCAGCCACCAUCACUCCGAUGACUCAAAAUGGAGAAAUCAAUCUGUCUGUGAUCGGCCAGUAUGUGGACUAUCUGAUAAAUGAGCAAGAUGUGAAGAGUGUUUUUGUAAACGGGACAACAGGAGAAGGCCUGUCUCUGAGUGUUCAGGAGAGGAAACUGCUGGCAGAGGAAUGGGUGGCAAAGGGGAAGGAUAAGCUGGAUCAUGUCAUCAUUCAUGUGGGAGCACUGAGUUUACCAGAAUCAAAGGGACUGGCAAAGCAUGCCGCCAAAAUAGGAGCAGAUGGCAUAGCUAUCAUUGCCCCAUUCUUCUUCAAACAGCUGAACAAAGAUGGGCUUGUUGCCUUCUUGCGUGAUGUUGCCUCUGAAGCUCCUGGAAUCCCGUUUUAUUAUUACCAUAUUCCUCCUCUAACUGGAAUAAAGAUGCGUGUUGAAGAGUUACUAGAUGGGAUGAAAGAACAGAUCCCCACCUUUCAGGGGGUAAAGUUCAGUGACACAGACCUCCUCGACUUUGGACGGUGUGUCAAGAAAAAUGAACAAGGUCACUUGGUGCUUCUUUACGGUGUGGAUGAGCAACUCUUGAGCGCGCUGACAAUGGGAGCAACUGGGGCAGUUGGCAGCACAUAUAACUACUUGGGCAGGGCAAGUAACUUAAUACUGGAAGCUUUUGGCAGAGGAGAUCUCUUAGCACAGAAAUAUCAGUUCUGUAUUCAGGAAUUCCUCAGCUUUGUAAUUGCACAAGGCUUCGGUGUUGCACAGACCAAAGCAGUUAUGACCUUGGUUUCAGGGAUACCAAUGGGGCCCCCACGGCUUCCGCUGUCCAGUGCCUCUGAGGAAUUUAUUGCCAAUGUAAAAACCAAGCUGGAGAGCCUGAAGAACUGCCCAUAUAGUUAACAUCAGGGUAGUGACAGAAGCGUGGUCUAUGUGACUCAGCCUCCAGCAUGGUUUGAAAUGUCACUGACUGAACUUUCAUGAAGGAUUUGGUUCCUGUUCUGGCCAACCUAAUGUACAUCUGGCCAUCCUCAUUUACAUCUUUUUAAUAUCGACUAGGAUUAACCCUGCAACAGAAAUUUUCUUGCCAAUCAGGGUUGAGACAGUUAUUUGACAAAGAAACUAGCUCCUUCUAGCUCAAAUCCUAGCAUUCUUCCACAAGAUUAGAAAGGGGGAAUGUGGUGCAGUUUGACCAGUUACGUACUUCUGGCCAUUUUAUCUGAAGAUGUUGGGCAAUAUGAAUAUAAUUAAAUUUGGUAGGUCUUAAUCUUGCUUUGUAUUCACGAAGCUCUUAAAUUCUAGAAGCACCAAUAAAAAUGGACAUUUGUAGCUGAAUUUGCAAGAUAUGUCUGAAUGUUUUAGUUUCCAAAUGUAGCAACAGUUGCCAUGGCUAAUAAAUGUUAACUGCUGAUUUAAAGUGUGAGUUGAGGGUAGGCCUAGUGGGGAAAUGCUUUUAUUUGUAGGUCAUCACCCUACAAAUAAGGGAGGAGAAACCAAAUGCUUUCUAAGUCACACUCACCAUUGGGCUUCAGACAUGCAGAUAUAGCCAGUUAAGACUUUCUGCUAAUAAUUGACCUUUCCAGGCAGGUAUGGAAUAGAGACUUGGAGGACUAAAAUGCCAGCAAGGAGGGUUUUUUUCCUGGAGCCCUCAGGAAAAGCCUUUCUGACCUGCCCUGGGGGUGGGCAAAGGGAAAUAAUAAAAUCUCCUGGAACAAAGAGGAAGGUCUCUUUUGCUGACUUCACCCGAAGGAAGAAAAAUCACACCCUUGAUUCUACAGGCAGCCACUGGCCAUGUGGAGGGCUUAGAGGCCUGAGAGAGAGUUAGACACACUUAUAACAGUGUUUAUAACAGGGAGGCUCACUUUUGCAUUGGAUUAUACGCCUCUGGCAAAAGGCAUCCGACAGGUGGCGUUAAAAUACUGGCCGUUAGUACAAGAUCUCCCAGGUUGCGACAACACCCCUACGAUUGCAUUUUGCAGAACCUGUUGUACUAUUCACUUUGAAUUAUUUAUUGAUUGUAUUAAACCUUGGUAUUACUGUUUCUUUAAUUGAUUUAGUCAGUCGGUCACGGUUUUGUUCAUUUGAUGCAUGUUACUCCGUGACUCACUCUCUCUUUUUACUGGCCAUGUGGAGGGCUUAGAGGCCUGAGAGACAGAGAGUUAGACACACUUAUAACAGUGUCCUUUGCUUCUGUUUCAGGUGGAAUUCUCUGGUUUUACGUUGGUUCUGUUUGCAUUGGGAGGUUUUUGAUCAUUGGGUUGCUAUAGAGUGUUUGGCUAAGGAUUCCUGUGUCCUGGAGAAAGACUUGGGUUUCCUCCCCGCCCAUAGGAAACAAUGGGGAGUGGCUAGUGGGAGUUUGUUCAGGGGCAUGUAGGACUUGAUCUUUUGGUACAAUUCUCUUAAAAGUCUGGGGGGUGGGGCUUUAGUGGACAGGCAGUAUUAGGUUCCCUGAAAUUUUGGUGUAGUUUGCUUGAAAAAUGGCCCUCCAACCCUCCAGAUUUUCUGAUAGGGACAAUGGAGUCAAAUAUAUUUGGGAUUCUGAAUCAAAUCUGAAUACUAUAUUGGUAUUUCUGGACCCGAAUAUUGGGAAUACUUAAUAUAUAUGGUAUUCUGGAUACCCAAAUCUGAAUAAUACCAUUUUUUUCAGUGUACACUCCUAAUUACAUCUAGUUAGGGCAUGAGUAAGAAUGAAGGAAAGAGGAAUUGCGUUUUUACAAAUUUGUUUUGAGAUCCCUUGAUCACUUUGGUGCUGUGCUUAAAAGUAUGAGUGUGAAUAUUUUCUUCCUUUUAUAAUAAAUGUUUUUAAUUCUUCA